Messenger RNA from Ipomoea nil (Japanese morning glory), 632 nucleotides. RefSeq names its product small ubiquitin-related modifier 2-like. The record is from RefSeq and is a predicted model, not a curated record. Gene Ontology annotation, cellular component: nucleus. The transcript has a single exon. Bases 1 to 390 code for a protein of 129 amino acids. Lineage: Eukaryota; Viridiplantae; Streptophyta; Magnoliopsida; Solanales; Convolvulaceae. Gene Ontology annotation, molecular function: protein tag activity; ubiquitin-like protein ligase binding. Gene Ontology annotation, biological process: protein sumoylation.
AUGGCAGUAAGAUCUCAUCUCCAACUAACUUCAAGUAAGAGCAAAAGAUCGAUCGAUCCAUUUUUAAUUUACACUGAGGAGAUCACAGAAAUGGUGGGGACUGUAAAAACAGAAAAUGGCAGCUAUAUAGAACUGAAGGUUCAGAUGCAAAACCAGCGUGAUCACUACUUCACAAUCAGGAGAAAUGAAGCAUUGCAGACUGUCUUGGUUGGGUACUGCAAACUGGAAGACAAAGAAUUCGAGGCCACUCGUUUCUUCUUCGACGGCAAACGAGUCCAGGCUUGUGAUACCCCAGAUGAACUAGGAAUGGAAGAAGAGGAUGUCAUUGAUGCCUUCCAAGAAAUGUUUGGUGGUACCCGAAUACUCAUUUCUCACUGGAAACCGGCCUAGGGUUUCUGGUGGUGGCCGGGUUGGAAACCGCCUAUACUAGGGUUUCUAGUAGGCCGGACACCAGAGAGCGAGGUCAUUCCCCACCGAAAACCCUAGGUCCGGUGGUUGAAAAUUUAGGGUUUUCGGUGAGGGAGGGGUAGUUAAAAAAAUUUGAUCGAUUAGGGUCAUAAGACUGGCUUAUUGUAACAUUCUGCUUAGAAUAAGAAAAAUCUAGCAUUACUGUACCUAAUUAUGGAGUGCUG